Salarias fasciatus (jewelled blenny) is the source of this 3045-nucleotide messenger RNA. RefSeq names its product transient receptor potential cation channel, subfamily C, member 7b (gene trpc7b). The transcript is spliced from 12 exons. Gene Ontology annotation, biological process: calcium ion transmembrane transport; regulation of cytosolic calcium ion concentration; single fertilization. Gene Ontology annotation, molecular function: inositol 1,4,5 trisphosphate binding; store-operated calcium channel activity; protein binding. The record is from RefSeq and is a predicted model, not a curated record. Gene Ontology annotation, cellular component: cation channel complex; plasma membrane. Bases 1 to 3030 code for a protein of 1009 amino acids. NCBI's taxonomy places the organism in Eukaryota, Metazoa, Chordata, Actinopteri, Blenniiformes, Blenniidae.
AUGUGUGACGAGGCAGAGGACAGCGACAGCGGCGAGAGAGCGCAUCUCUCCGAGUCUCCCUCCCCGCCGCUCUCUGUCAGUCUUCCCCGAGGAUCGCCGUCCUCUCCGCGGCCCCUGAACCUCUUCUCCUCCGCCUCUCCUCUCCUGGGGGACACGGACCCGCCUUACCUCGCCUCUCAGGAGUGUCUCCACGCCUCUCCGCAGGAGCGGGAACCGGAGGUCUCCACGCACUUCACGCCGACAAAGUUCCCCCAGCGCGCGGUGGACCCCGGCUCCCCGCUGUAUUCGCGGUCGGAUGUGCGGUUCGAUGUGGCGCGCGACCACCACGAUGACCCGUUCCCCAAGUGGAGAGGACGCGGAGCGGCGACCGCCGAGCGCUUUCAGCACCGCGGACAGAGACUCCACCGGGGCCCGGAGCUCUCGGACCACGGGAACCACUUCUCCGCAGAGCACAUAGACACCGAGUUCAACUCGGAAUCCCGGCAAACGGUGGAAGCCAUGCAUCGGCGGCACACCACGCUGAGGGAGAAGGGGCGUCGCCAGGCGGUGCGGGGCCCAGCCUAUAUGUUCAACGAGCGCGGUUCGCCCCUCACUGCAGAGGAGGAGCGGUUUCUGGAUGCUGCCGAAUACGGAAACAUUCCUGUGGUUCGCAAAAUGCUGGAGGAGUCCAAAACCCUGAACUUCAACUGUGUGGACUACAUGGGCCAGAAUGCUUUGCAGCUGGCGGUGGGCAACGAGCACCUGGAGGUGACUGAGCUGCUGCUGAAGAAGGAUGGUUUAGCUCGGAUCGGGGACGGGCUGCUAUUGGCUAUCUCCAAAGGUUACGUUAGAAUCGUCGAAGCCAUUCUCGGCCAUCCCGCUUUCGGUGGGGGCCUUCGGUUGGCCCUGAGCCCUCUGGAGCAGGAAAUGCGUGACGAUGACUUUUAUGCCUAUGACGAAGAUGGAACUCGGUUUUCUCAUGACGUCACGCCCGUCAUUCUGGCCGCUCACUGCCAGGAGUACGAGAUUGUCCACAUCCUUUUGUCGAAGGGGGCCCGCAUAGAGAGGCCCCACGACUAUUUCUGUAAAUGUUCAGAGUGUGUGGAGAAACAGAAGAAGGAUUCCUUCAGCCACUCGCGUUCCAGGAUGAAUGCAUACAAAGGUCUGGCCAGUGCGGCUUACCUGUCCCUCAGCAGUGAAGAUCCUGUGCUGACCGCCCUCGAGCUGAGCAAUGAACUGGCUCGACUGGCCAACAUUGAGACCGAGUUUAAGAAUGACUACCGUAAGCUGUCCAUGCAGUGUAAGGACUUUGUGGUGGGCGUGCUGGACCUUUGCCGGGACACAGAGGAAGUUGAGGCCAUACUGAACGGUGACGUGGAUCAGUGCCCACCGAGCCCUUACAACCGACCCUGCCUCAGCCGCGUCAAACUAGCCAUCAAGUAUGAAGUGAAGAAGUUCGUUGCCCAUCCCAACUGCCAGCAGCAGCUGCUCACGAUCUGGUACGAGAACCUGCCCGGCCUGAGGCAGCAGUCUGUCGGUGUGAAGUGCUGGACGGUGCUGGGAGUCACCGUGGGUCUGCCCUUCUUGGCUAUCGCCUACUGGAUUAUGCCGUGCAGCAAGCUUGGUCAGAUCCUGCGAAGCCCCUUCAUGAAGUUCGUGGCUCACGCUGUCUCCUUCACCAUCUUUCUGGGCCUGCUGGUCAUCAAUGCUUCUGACCGCUUUGAGGGAGUCAAGAACCUGCCCAACGAGACCAUCACUGACCACCCGCGGCAGGUGUUCAGGGUCAAAACCACCCAGUUCUCCUGGACUGAGAUGUUGAUCAUGAAGUGGGUUUUAGGUAUGAUUUGGUCAGAGUGUAAAGAGAUCUGGAGCGACGGGCCCAGGGAGUACAUCAUGCACCUCUGGAACGUUUUGGACUUUGGCAUGUUGUCAAUCUUCGUGGCGUCAUUCACGGCACGCUUCAUGGCUUUCCUCAAGGCGUCCAAAGCCCAGCAGUACGUGGAUAUGCACGUACCAGAUGAAGACCUCAGCAACGCCUCACUGCCUGAUGAAGUGGCUUACUUCACUUAUGCCAGGAACAAGUGGAGACCAUCCGACCCGCAGAUCAUCUCAGAAGGCCUGUAUGCCAUCGCUGUGGUUCUCAGCUUCUCGCGCAUCGCCUACAUCCUGCCGGCCAACGAGAGCUUCGGCCCUCUGCAGAUCUCACUGGGACGCACAGUCAAAGAUAUCUUCAAAUUCAUGGUCAUCUUCAUCAUGGUGUUUGUGGCCUUCAUGAUCGGCAUGUUCAACCUUUACUCGUACUACCUGGGAGCGAAGUACAACCCCGCCUUCACCACGGUCGAGGAAAGUUUUAAGACUCUUUUCUGGUCGAUCUUCGGGCUGUCUGAAGUGAUCUCCGUGGUGCUGAAAUACGACCACAAGUUCAUAGAGAACAUCGGCUACGUGCUGUACGGAGUCUACAACGUCACAAUGGUGGUUGUUCUCCUCAACAUGCUCAUCGCUAUGAUCAACAGCUCGUAUCAGGAGAUAGAGGAGGAUGCCGAUGUGGAGUGGAAGUUUGCCCGGGCCAAGCUGUGGCUGUCGUACUUUGAUGAGGGUCGCACCCUACCUGCUCCCUUUAACCUGGUUCCCAGUCCAAAGUCAUUCUACUACCUGGUCCUUCGUAUUAAGUCGUGCUUGAUACGCCUCUGCAAGGCCAAUGGCCAUCACCACAACAAUGAGCUGGAGAUGGGCAUGCUCAAUUCACAAGCCAAGGAUGAACGCUUCAGGUCUUAUCCACGACCGGGAGAAGAGUUCAUCCAGAGAAAAUCUCGAAAACACCCGACGAGAUAUCAGAAGAUUAUGAAGCGCCUGAUUAAGCGGUAUGUACUGAAAGCUCAAGUGGACAGAGAAAGCGACGAAGUCAAUGAAGGCGAGCUGAAGGAGAUCAAGCAAGACAUUUCCAGCCUCCGCUAUGAGCUCCUGGAGGAGAAGUCCCAGGCCGCAGGAGAGCUGGCUCUGCUCAUACAGCAACUUGGCGACAAGUUUGGCAAGAACACUAUGAGACACUGACAGGACUAGAAAGAA